CGUGCGAGUGAAGGUUGAAUGAGGGACCCCCCGAGAAGAUGGCCUCCCCUGGGGCAUUAUGGGAAUCUCCGGGGUCCCAGCUGGACCAGCCGCAGCUCCGUCCUGAGUGGCUAUCCCAGGAGGAGGAGGGAAAGGGUGAACCAGCAGGACCCCACUGUGAGCGGCUCUGUAUCCCCAAAGAGAAGCCCCAGCCUCUCCAGGAAACAGGACACCAACCUGAGCUGCUUUGUGACAUAAAAGAGGAGCCCCUUGAAACGGCUGUUGACAGGACGCUGAACAAGGAAGGUGCCAACACUGUAGGGAUGUUCCAUUCUGCCCCCUCUGCCCACAGCCCCCUGUGCCCAUUCCCCCUCUGGGAGAACCUGGCAGACUCCACUGGCUGUGGGGACGAGGUACUGAGGGAUCCCACUGCUAACCCCCAGCAGGACAAGAAGCCCGUCCGGUGCAACAAAGAAGAGGAGUUUGGGGCUCCCUCUCCUGCCCCUCAGCUGGAUGUGCUUGGAGAUCUCACCUCUGCCUCCCAGCCAGCAGAGAAGCCAUUCCGGUGCAGCGAGUGCGACAAGACCUUUGGGCAGAGCUCCCACCUGCUGCAGCACCAGAUCACCCACACCGGCGACCGCCCCUACCAGUGCCCUGACUGCGGCAAGCGCUUCAGCUGGAGCUCAGCCCUGUGCCAGCACCAGCGCAUUCACCGUGGGGAACGCCCCUACCAGUGCGCUGACUGCGGCAAGCGCUUCGCCCAGAGCUCCAACCUGACCACGCACCGGCGCACCCACACGGGCGAGAAGCCCUACCGCUGCCCACAGUGCGGCCGUGGUUUCAGCCAGAAUGCCAACCUGCUGACCCACCAGCGGGUGCACGCAGGGGUCAAGCGCCACGAGUGCCCCCAGUGCGGACGGGUCUUCGUGGAGCGCUCGUCCCUGCUGAAGCACCAAGGCGUGCACUUGGCGGAGAAGCCAUACCAGUGCCCCGAGUGCGGGCGCAGCUUCACACAGGGCUCCACGCUGGCCCAGCACCUCCGCAUCCACACCGGUGAGAAACCAUACCAGUGCGGUGAGUGUGGGAAGUGCUUUGGGCAGAGCUCGGCCCUGGCCCAGCACCGCCGGGCCCACACAGGCGAGAGAUCCUACCACUGCCACCAAUGCGGCAAGGCCUUCAGUCAGAGCUCCAACCUCAUCACUCACCAGGCCUCACACACCGGUGAGCGGCCCUACAAGUGCCCGGACUGCGGGCGCGCCUUUGGGCGCAGCGCCCAUCUGGUUACCCACCAGCGCACUCACACUGGGGAGCGACCCUACCGCUGCCACCAAUGCGGCAAGGGCUUCAGCCAGAGCUCCACCUACAUCCAGCACCAGACCACCCACACCGGUGAGCGCCCGUACAAGUGCCCGCAGUGUGGCAAGGCCUUUAGCCAGAACUCCAACCUGCUCACCCACCAGCGCAUCCACACCGGUGAAAAACCCUACCGCUGCCACCAGUGCGGCAAGAGCUUCCGGCAGAGCUCAGGCUAUCUGCAGCACCAAAGGACCCACACAGCCUUCCAGCCCUCCACCACACCCACCCGGAUCACCUCCUGGCAGUCGCCCAGCGUGGCCAGCAGCUGGGAUGCCCGCUCCAUCUCCUCCUCUGACAGCCGCACCCUGGCAUUGGGGAUGAACUCCAGGGCAGCGGAGAGCGACUGUAGCCCCAGCGAGUCCAGCUUCUCCCGCACCUGCCAAGCAACAAACACAGCCCGAGCCGUCUCUUACUGUGACACACACGCUGCACAGCCUGGCCGGGGCCCUCUUGUUCCCACUAGUCCCCGCUCCCCUCCCAGAGCCGGGAGAGAACCCAGGAGUCCGGGCUCCCAGCCCCCCACGGCACAGCGGGGACCAGGCUGCCCCGUUACGGGCCCCGGCCGUCCAGGCAGCAGGUGCUACAAGCGCCCCACGGCCCGACUCGGGACCCAGGCGUCCGGGGGGCUGGGCCGGAAGGUCCCUGCGCUGGGGCCUCCCCCGGCUGCUGGAGCCGGCGGCGCAGGCGCGGGGCGGAGCGGGGCCAGCCCGGCCCCUGGGUCCCAGCCCGGCCCGUGCGCAGGCGGGUCCCGGCUGCAGCCCCAGCGCGGGGAGCGGGCGAGAGGCGGCCCCGGGGAGGCAGCAGCCGCGGGGCGGGAAGUCGCUGCCGGGCGGAGGAAGCGGCCGGGGCCGGAGCCGAGCCCGGCGAUGGCUGCAGCGGGGCCGGCGCAGCAGCUCCAGGUGGCGUUUGAGGACGUCGCUCUGUAUUUCACCCGGGAGGAGUGGGAGCUCCUAUCCCAGCGAGAGAAGCAUCUGUACCGGGACCAGAUGCUGAGGAAUUAUUGGGCCCUUGUUUCCCUGGGCUAUUCAGAUUCCAAACCGGACUUAAUCCACCGGAUCGAGGUAGGGGAGGCAGAGCUCUGGAUCCAGGAUGCCGAGGACUCCAGGGAACGCUCCGGGCCUGAGAGCCCCUCCUCAGCAGGGCACGGGAUCACAGGAGGAAAGAGGGCACAGGCUGAAUGUGGGGAAAGCGUGGCAGGAAAGCAGGAUCCCACGGCUCACAGAGGGAGCCAUGCACAGGACGCAGUCCAUCCCCAGGGUAAACUCAGCCAGAGACCAGAUGUGGCUACACACCAGAGACUCCCCAUGGGCCGGGGUCCUCAUCACUGCAUUGACUGUGGCAAGAGGUUCAGCAACCCCUCCGCACUGACCCAGCACCAGCGCACACAUGCCGGGGAGCAGCCGUACCGUUGCUCUGACUGCAACAAGGGCUUUGCAGAGAGCUCAAAGCUGAGAAUACAUCAGCGCACGCACACAGGGGAGCGGCCGUACCGUUGCUCUGACUGCGACAAGGGUUUUGCACAGAUUGCAUACCUGAGAAUACACCAGCGCAUGCACACCGGAGAGCGGCCGCGCUGCUGCCCCAACUGUGGCAAGAGAUUUGCACACAGCUCAAGCCUGAGAACACACCAGCGCACGCACACAAGGGAGCGUCCGUACCACUGCACUGACUGCGGCAAGGACUUUGCAGAGAUUGCACACCUGAGAAUACACCAGCGCACGCACAACGGGGAGCGGCCGUACAGCUGUGCUGACUGCGACAAGAGCUUUGCACAAAUCGCACACCUGAGAAGACAUCAACGCACACACACUGGAGAGCUGCCACACCACUGUGCUGACUGCGGCAAGGAUUUUGCACAGAUUGCAUAUCUGAGAAUACACCAGCGCACCCACACUGGGGAGCGGCCAUAUCGCUGUGCCGACUGCGACAAGGGCUUUGCACAGAUCGCACACCUGAGAAUACAUCAACGCACGCACAGUGGGGAGCGGCCAUACUGCUGCAUCAGCUGUGGGAAGAGCUUUGCAGAGAACUCAAAGCUGAGAAUACAUCAGCGCACGCAUACUGGGGAGCGGCCGUACUCCUGCACCAACUGCGGCAAGAGCUUUGCAGAGAGCUCAAGCCUGAGAAUACACCAGCGCACACACACCGGGGAGCGGCCGUACCACUGUGCUGACUGUGGAAAGGACUUUUCACAGAUUGGACACCUGAGAAAACACCAGCGCAUGCACACCACGGCCGGCCAUUCCAAUGCACUGACCGCGGCAAGAGCUUGCACAGAGCUCACAUCUGAGAAUACACCAGCGCGUUCACAGCAGGGAGCGGCCGUACAGCUGUGCUGAUUGGCAAACGCUUUGCUCAAUUGGGCGACCUCACCUGGCACCAGUUGACUCACCAACACCCCUCUGCCACCGCUAGGGCUUGAUGGGCUUCUGGCAGCCAGUGGGGAGACCAGGGAGUGGUCCUGUCCCCAUGAUGCCCAGCAGAGACUGUGUGGGGCAGGGAAGGGGACUUGGCCGAGCAGUGUGGGGAAGAGCAGACAGGUGGGGGGAUUUUAGAGCACAUGGUCACAGCCUACUCCAUUAGGGACCCCCUGCAUCAAGCUGGGAUCCACGCAGGUGUCUGUAUUCCCCUCUGCUCCCCCUCACACACAUCUAGCUGUGAGGCAGCCAGGACAACCCCCCACCCCCAUCUAGAUGGGACCGUGUCAGGAAUUUCCCCCCACUCCUACCUCGGUUUCAGCCAGGGGGGUGACUCUUAGGGGACAUCUGGAGCUGGGAUUUGCAUUCCUGUCUCAGUGUGGAUUGGUCUGAGGGGCCAGGGUAGGACAGCCUGGUGCGUGAGAUUGAAAGACGACUCAGGAACUGCUCAUGCCGUCUACUUUAAAUUCAAAUGUGAUGAAGAAGAACUACGUACCUAAUCUGUAACAAAGGUCUCUAACCAGGUGUUUCUUUGCUAUUAAAGGAGCUGAUGCAUUCGGAUGGCAUAGGGAAAAGCCAAUGUGAAGUGUAAAUCUCUCAGAUAAACCAACCAAAACGUUCUAACGCCUGACUGACCAUGAGGCCUGAUGGACUGUGUGACUGGCAGGUGCACACAGAGACUUUUGCAUUACUCCUUGGGGAAUGCCGUGCUAAAAAUUAAACAUUCUGCAAACCCUAUUUAAAAAUUCUGCAUAUUUUAUUUGUCAAUAUAACACACUAUAAUCAUGCUAGCUUCCAUUAUUUGGGUGAUUUAUUUCAAAAUACCUGUCAGCUACUAUGUCUAAGCUGAAAUCACAACUGAAGGGUGUUUACCAGACAUGUCUGGGGAGUGGAUAAAAGUGUUUCUCAAAAACAAAGACGUUAACACUUCCAGCCAAGGCGUCCUCAAAGCUGAGGGGCCAUCACCUAUCAGGUAGCCAUUCUUUGGAAAGGGAGGCAAUCAGGAACAAACAGACCUGCAUUUAGAAAACAACACCAUGAAAUCUCUUUGCCACCAAAGUUCACAUCUCUCCACUCAGCUGAGAACUUUGUCUAGGGGUCACUUAAAAAAAAAAAAAAAA
Messenger RNA from Mauremys reevesii (Reeves's turtle), 4873 nucleotides. Its product is annotated as zinc finger protein 420-like. Gene Ontology annotation, molecular function: RNA polymerase II cis-regulatory region sequence-specific DNA binding; DNA-binding transcription factor activity. The record is from RefSeq and is a predicted model, not a curated record. NCBI's taxonomy places the organism in Eukaryota, Metazoa, Chordata, Testudines, Geoemydidae. Bases 39 to 3674 code for a protein of 1211 amino acids. Gene Ontology annotation, biological process: regulation of transcription by RNA polymerase II. The transcript has 7 exons.